Lolium perenne is the source of this 666-nucleotide messenger RNA. Its product is annotated as protein SENESCENCE-ASSOCIATED GENE 21, mitochondrial. The record is from RefSeq and is a predicted model, not a curated record. Lineage: Eukaryota; Viridiplantae; Streptophyta; Magnoliopsida; Poales; Poaceae.
AAACCCUAGCGCCGCCCGCCCAUCCUCCUAGUACUAUAUAUACGGAGCGCGGUGUCCAAAUCAGAGUCGAUCCGGUCCUAAUCCUCCCAGCCCCCAUCAGCUCCGGUCCAACCUCGAGAGAGAGGUGGGAGCAAUGCCGCGCGUUCCAUUCACCACACUGCUCGCGCUCAGCCGGCGUGGUUACGCCGCCUCGGCGGGAGCGGAGGUGCAGAAGCGAGCGCCGGCAAUGGCUGGCAGAGUCUCGGGCGCGGAAGGCGGCGCUGGACAGGCGUCAUCCGGCGGGGACAUCUUCUGGAUGAGGGACCCCAAGACGGGCAACUGGAUCCCCGAGAACCGGUUCGCCGACAUCGACGCCGCAGAGCUCCGCGCGCAGCUGCUCUCCAGGAAGGCCUAGAUGAACAAGGCGGACACCCGCGACGGCGAGCACCACACAGCAUUCCCAGCCCCGGCUGAAUCUGUGAUCGUACUUAUCCAAACAAUUCGCUUUAUUUGGCUUGUUAGAAUGACCGUGUCCGGAAAUCAAUACUAUAAGUUUUCGACAUUGCAGUCUGAAUAAUCGAAUUUUAAAAUUUUCAUUUUGGCAAAACGGAAGGACUGGCCGUUGGACUCUGAUUUCUUGAGGCAAAGUGUAGAACUACAUGAUUAGGGAGGAAAUGGAUUGACCAA